GGGACCGGACAGCCCCGGACAGCCGGCGCCAGCCCUGCCGGCACACCGUGGAGCGCAGCUGCCGCAGCGCGGCCAUGGGCGAGUGGGGCUUCCUGAGCUCGCUGCUGGACGCCGUGCAGGAGCACUCGCCCAUGGUGGGCAGGUUCUGGCUGGUGGUGAUGCUCCUCUUCCGCAUCCUGGUCCUGGCCACGGUGGGCAGCGACGUCUUCGAGGACGAGCAGGAGGAGUUCGUCUGCAACACGCAGCAGCCUGGCUGCAAACCUGUCUGCUACGACGCCGCCUUCCCCAUCUCCCACUACCGCUUCCUCGUCUUCCACAUCGUCGUGCUCUCGGCUCCCGCCGCCCUCUUCGUCAUCUUCGCCGUGCACCAGGCGGCCAAACCGGGGCGCGGGGGAGCCCCUGGCCAGCGUGCCCGCCGCCUGCAGCCCUUCUACGUGGGCAGCGUGGUUGCUCGCAUCGCGGCCGAGCUGGGCUUCCUGCUGGGCCAGGCGCUGCUCUACGGCUUCAGGGUGCAGCCUCUCUUCGUCUGCCGCCGCCGGCCCUGCCCGCACCGGGUCGACUGCUUCGUGUCCCGCCCCACCGAGAAAACCGUCUUCAUCCACUUCUACUUCGUGGUGGGGCUGGUCUCGGCGCUGCUCAGCCUGGCAGAACUCGCCCACCUGCUGCGCAAGGCUCCCCCUCCCCGGGCCGGGUGCUGCCAGCGGCCGCAGGAGCGGGCACCGGCUCCCGGGCAGCCGGCGGGGGCGGCGGAGGAGUCGCUGUGCCACCCUGGUGCCUCCCCGCCGCGGGGGGACCUGACCGUGUAGCUGUCUUUGGGAUGCCACCGCUGGCACGAAGCUGUGGCCGGUGCCCAGCAGGGAGAUGAAGCUCUCCCUGCCCUGACCUUCGCCGUGCCCCGGGGAGCAGGGCAGGGCUGUGCCCCGGUGCCCCCCCGGUUCCUGUUGUGGGCGGUGGAUGAGCCUCAGCUGGCAGCUGCUGGAAAAGAAAACAAGGACAGAAAGGAAACCAAACAGGGCCCAGCCCUGCCCCGCAGCAGGGCCGCCCCCGGCCCUCCCCACUGCCCCCCACCGCCACACGAGGGACCAGGGCUGCCCUCGCGUCCUGUGCCAGGGGUGUCACGAGGGUGCCAGGGCUCUGCAGGCCAGGGCUGGCCCUUCGAGGGGGCUGGGAGGGGGCACAUGAGCACAGUGGUGGUGGGAAGGGCACAGAGCUGCUUUGGGGGUGCCGGGCAGGGCUCAUCCCAAAGGAUUCUGCCCCAGCCCUGCCUUUGGGGUGGGCAGAGCCAAGGAGGGCAGGACUGGGGAGGGUCUUGGGGUGCUCCCCACUGCAGCAAAGAGCUCCCCAGGGCUCAGGGUGCUAUAGCCCUGACCAUGCACCGCCCCCCC
Molecule: messenger RNA, 1385 nt
Organism: Pogoniulus pusillus (Red-fronted tinkerbird)
Lineage: Eukaryota; Metazoa; Chordata; Aves; Piciformes; Lybiidae
Gene: GJD3
Product: gap junction protein delta 3
Exons: 2
Coding region: 75-806 (243 amino acids)
Biological process (GO): cell-cell signaling
Cellular component (GO): connexin complex
Molecular function (GO): gap junction channel activity involved in AV node cell-bundle of His cell electrical coupling
Source: RefSeq, a predicted model, not a curated record